UUGUGAGUGUGAACACUGUGGCAAGAGUCUUGGUAGUGAAUUAAGUAUUGGUUUGAGGAUAGAAACGAAGGAAGAUGAGGACUUUAAAUCUCAUUUAUUGUGGGCAAUCAAUGAAAAUAAAGGAUGGUAAUAUCAAGAUAUAUCAGCCAAAUCUAAAACAUGUUACAUCUAACAAGAAAUACAAACUUCAGAAAUUUGAAUUUGGAAAUGGGAAAGAUGCCAUGCCAGAAAAGGUUAUCAUGCUUGUUGGUUCUACUGGAUCAGGUAAAACCACUUUAAUUAAUGGACUAAUUAACCACAUAUUUGCUGUUAACUGGGAUGAUAACUUUCGUUUCAAAUUGAUCACAGAGCCAGAAAGUGACAACCAAGCAAAAAGCCAAACUAGUGAAGUAUCAUCGUACACAAUACAUCACCAGGAAGGUUUUAGAAUACCUUAUUCCCUCACAAUCAUUGAUACACCAGGUUUUGGCGAUGUUCAAGGCAUAGGAAGAGAUCAGGAAAUUACAGAACAAAUACGCAAAUUUUUCAUAAUAAGAGAUGUAGGAGGUGUUGACAAAAUUGAUGCAGUUGGUUUUGUUGUUCAGUCAUCUCUUCCAAGACUUACUCCAACGCAGAUAUACAUUUUUGAUCAAAUACUGUCACUCUUUGGAAAGGAUAUUGCUGAUAACAUAUUCCUGUUACUUACUUUUGCUGAUGGUCAAAAACCUCAAGUCCUUAGUGGCAUUAAAGGAGCAAAGAUACCAUACAGAAAAUUCUUCAAAUUCAACAAUUCUGCACUAUAUGCACGUUGCAAAGAACUAGAAAGGGAAGAACAAGAUAGUGGUGAUGAAGAAGACAGUACCUUCGAUACCAUGUUUUGGACUAUGGGAGAAAAGAGUUUUAUGAAGCUUAUAGAAGCUCUGAACUUGACUCAGAGUAGGAGCCUCACACUAACUAAAGAGGUUCUUGAGGAACGCCAUCGUCUAGAAGUUUCAGUAACUGGCCUCCAGGCAGAAAUUCAGAUUGGACUGAAUAAAUUAGAACAGCUAAGGAAAGAAGUGGAAGUCGUCAAAACACAUGAGGCUGAUAUUGACAGGAACAAGAACUUCACCUACACAGUUAAUGAAGAGACCUUUGAGACAGAGCCAAUUCCUGACGGACAGUUUAUAACAAACUGUCUACAGUGCCGCCGUACUUGCCAUGAAAUCUGCUUUAUAGAAAAAGAUAAUGACAAACAGGGAUGCUGGGCGAUUACAGAUAAGAAUUGCCGGAUUUGCCCAGGUCAGUGUCAUUGGAAAAGGCAUAGAAAUACCCCAUACAAAUAUAUUUGCAAGCAGGUUGAAGUAGCAAAAACUGCAGAGGACCUAAGGCGUCGAUAUGAAGACGCAAGGCAAAAGAAACUUUCUGCUGAACAACUUGUAAAAGAGAUAGAGGAAAACUUUCAGGCAGAUCAAAUAAAGGUUCUGUUAUUGACCGAAACUGUGAGAAAAAGCCUCAAGAGACUGAAAGAAAUCGCACUAAAACCGAAUCCUCUCUCUACCGUGGAGUACAUAGACAUCCAUGAAUGGAGUCUGUGA
Macrobrachium nipponense is the source of this 1556-nucleotide messenger RNA. RefSeq lists its product as uncharacterized. The record is from RefSeq and is a predicted model, not a curated record. Gene Ontology annotation, molecular function: GTP binding. Bases 75 to 1556 code for a protein of 493 amino acids. The transcript has a single exon. NCBI's taxonomy places the organism in Eukaryota, Metazoa, Arthropoda, Malacostraca, Decapoda, Palaemonidae.